Lycium ferocissimum is the source of this 543-nucleotide messenger RNA. RefSeq lists its product as uncharacterized. Bases 1 to 543 code for a protein of 180 amino acids. NCBI's taxonomy places the organism in Eukaryota, Viridiplantae, Streptophyta, Magnoliopsida, Solanales, Solanaceae. The transcript has a single exon. The record is from RefSeq and is a predicted model, not a curated record.
AUGGCUGACACCUCCAAGUUGCAUCCUGCGACUACCGUCACCAAUAUCAAAUCAUGCAUUCCUAUUGUGCUUGACUACGAAGGAAGCCAAUACAAUAACUGGGCUACCCUCUUCAAGCUCCAUUGUCGUGCCAACUUGGUGAUCGACCAUAUCCUACCUCCUGCCUCUCCCACCGUGCCACCACCGGCUACUGCAGCCGAGAAACUUGCUGCUAAGGCCCUAUGGGAACGGCUGGAUGACAUUGUUCGGCAAUGGAUUUAUGGCACCAUAUCCAAUGAUCUUCUUAACACGAUCAUUCAUCCAGAGGACACCGCCGCCGAGGCUUGGGACCGCCUUGUUCAUCUUUUUCAGGACAAUAAAUCGGCUAGGGCUCUCGCUCUUGAUGCGAAGUUCACCAACACCAAAUUGGUGGAUUUUCCGAAUGUGAAAGCAUACUGCACCAGGCUGAAAGUUCUUGCAGACAACCUUGCCAACGUCGGUCACAAAGUUUCCGACGAACGACUUGUGCUUCGCCUUCUCGCGAGGGUUGUCGGAGGAAUAUAA